Messenger RNA from Drosophila grimshawi, 2005 nucleotides. Its product is annotated as probable CoA ligase CCL7. The record is from RefSeq and is a predicted model, not a curated record. NCBI's taxonomy places the organism in Eukaryota, Metazoa, Arthropoda, Insecta, Diptera, Drosophilidae. The coding region runs from base 29 to 1678 and encodes 549 amino acids. The transcript has 4 exons. Gene Ontology annotation, molecular function: long-chain fatty acid-CoA ligase activity. Gene Ontology annotation, biological process: long-chain fatty acid metabolic process; fatty-acyl-CoA biosynthetic process.
GUUGAAAAGCGUUCUUGAAGUUAUCGAGAUGAACAGCAGUGACUCCUGUAAGGUGCAUUACGAUGGCGCCACACGCACCUGGAUGGGGCCGCGGGGCAAGGAGUUCUAUGGGCCUGAAAUGACAAUGGGCGAGAUCACGAUGCGUGUGCUCAAUCUGAAUGCGGAUAAGGUGCUGCAGCAUUGCGACAUAACGGGAGUGGAGCUAACCGGUGCCCAGCUGGCCCAACAGGGUCUAAUCAUUGAGCGCGCCUUCAGGAAGCUGGGACUGCAAUGCGGUGACGUCAUCGGUAUAUCGGCCAAUAAUACCAGCUAUCUGACGGGCGUCACCAUUGCCGCCAUGCUGUGCGGCGCGCCCAUCAAUCCAUUGCAUCCAGAUUUCAAUUAUGCGACCGUUAAGUAUAUGUACGAUAUCACAGAGCCCAAGUUGAUCAUAUGCGAUGUGGAGAACUAUGCGACUAUCAAAGCAGUCAACGAGCAGUUGGUCACACCUGCUCUGGUCUACCUGGUGAACGGUCACAUUGACGGCGUGCCCGACAUCAUCGAACUUUUGCGCGAGAAUCGAGGCAUUGAGCCAGUUGAAUAUGUCCCCUGUCCGAAGCUGAAUGGCGAUCACACUGCAUUCAUUGUGUGCUCCUCGGGCACGACUGGGAUGCCGAAGGGCGUAACCCGCUCCCAUCGGAGUCUCAUCUGCAACUGCAAGAAUCCCAAUUCCUACACGAGAAACACUGUGGUCCUCUCGUUCAGUCCGCUCUACUGGAUCUCUGGAACAUAUAUGUUGCUGGCGUGUUUGCUGAACGGUUGCAAGCGGAUCAUCACAAAUCGACCCUACACCGUGGAAUACAUGUUGGAGGUUGUCUCUCGCCAUAAGGUGACCUUUCUGUUUCUGGCGUCGCAUCAGAUUGCACUGCUCUCCAAAUGCCAGAAUGAUCUGCCAAAGAUCCGAGCACAAUUGCAGUCAGUUCAAGUGUUAAUUGGCGCUGGCUCGAAGGUGUGCAAAGCGGUCUCCCGACGCAUGUACGAGCUAAUUGGCAAAAUGAGAUUCUUAGUGGGUUACGGGCUGUCCGAGGUGGGCGGCUUGAGCAAGAAUCUGGGCGGGCCGCUAGGCAGCGAGGGUAAGGUAAUGCGUAAUGUGGAGCUGCGGGUGCUGGACAAGUUGAGAAUGCCGCUGGGCAUCUGUGAGGUGGGCAUCAUCUAUGUGAGAAUGCGCAACAAAUGGCAGGGCUACUAUCGCAAUCCGGAAGCCACAAACCGUGCCUUGAGCGCCGACGGACAAUGGCUGCGUACCGGUGAUAUUGGGUAUCUGGAUAGCGAGGGUUACAUUUACAUACAGACACGCGACACGGAUGUCUUCAAAUACAACAACUUUCAGAUCUAUCCGGAGCAAAUCGAGGAGUUCGUUCUACGGCUGCCCGGCGUCAGUGAGGCAUGCGUCUUCGGUGUGCCUGACAAGAUCUCCAGCAAUCUGACUGCCUGCGCUGUGGUGCGCACCCCAGAUGCCGAGGGUAAACAGCUGGCAGCGAAUGAUGUUAGGAGCAUUGUGGAACGCUAUCUGAGUUCUGCCUACCACAUACGUGGCGGGGUUUACUUUGUGAAGGAGCUGCCCAAGACCUCCAACGACAAGCUGCAACGUCGGAAGGUGCCUGAAAUGGUCAGAGACUUGGGCAUACCUGGUGAAUAGUAAUAGAAUGUGCACCAUUUCCAAAAUGAUGUUUUUAAAUAUGUUCUAGAUUAUAUUUAUAAUGCUUAUGCUUACUUGCAGAUCAAUUGCAUAUAAUGAUAAUUGUAUGUAUUUGAAGAUCGGUUGCAAUCAAAAAACAGAUCUAUGUAAAACAACUUCUUAGUAAAUGCAAAGAUCAACUGAUCAACUAACAAACUGCUUCUGUUCACAAAGUAUGUCAUUCACUUCCAUUUAAUUAAUUAAUACCACAUAAAACAUAUAUUGUUUUUCAAUUGCACAAUAGAUGAAUUUAAGACAGGAAAAUAAACUGAUCGGUGUCUAGGAUAU